GCAGCAGAAGGGGGAGCGCUUCCGAAGGACCCCGCCGCCGCCAUCCCGCCCCCUCCUCCCCUUCCCGCCUCCCGGGAGGGCCCGCUCCGCCUGCCUGAGUCACGGCUGGAGCCGGGGAGGAGCCGGGGAAAGGAGGCCCCAGCCCAGAGUGCAGCCAGCGGCCGCAGGGAGAGCAGGCAGCGCGGUCGGGGAUCAUGGGGGAGAGCGCGCUGGAGCCGGGGCCUGUGUCCGCAGCGCGGGCUGGGGGCCCGGUGCACGCCGUGACGGUGGUGACGCUGCUGGAGAAGCUGGCCACCAUGCUGGAGGCGCUGCGGGAGCGGCAGGGGGGCCUGGCUCAGAGGCAGGGCGGUCUAGCGGGCUCGGUGCGCCGCAUCCAGAGCGGCCUGGGCGCGCUGAGCCGCAGCCACGACACGACGAGCAACACGCUGGCGCAGCUGCUAGCCAAGGCGGAGCGCGUGGGCUCGCACGCGGAUGCUGCGCAGGAGCGCGCCGUGUGCCGCGCAGCCCAGGUGCAGCGGCUGGAGGCCAACCACGGGCUGCUGGUGGCGCGCGGGAAGCUCCACGUCCUGCUCUUUAAGGAGGAGGCUGAAAUCCCAGCCAGCGCCUUCCAGAAGGCGCCUGAGCCCCUAGGCCCGGCGGACCAGUCCGAGCUCGGCCCAGAGCAGCCCGAGGCCGAAGUUGAGGAGAGCUCGGACGAGGAGCCGGUGGAGUCCAGGGCCCGGCGGCUGCGGCGCACCGGGUUGCAGAAGGUACAGAGCCUGCGGAGGGCCCUAUCUGGCCGGAAAGGCCCUGCAGCACCAACGCCCACGCCGGUCAAGCCACCGCGCCUCGGGCCUGGCCGGAGCAGUGAUGGCCAGCCGGAAGCCCGGCCUGCGCUGGAGCCCAAGCCGGAAUCAGAACCUCCACAGGACCCCGAGGAAGACCCUGGGAGGCCUGCGGCUGCCGAAGCCGCGGUGCUGCAAAUAGAGAGUGCGGCCUAGCGGCUGGUGCUGCCUGCGUUUCCUGUGCCUGGUCCCAAAAUAAAUCUCCCUCUCAGAAUGCAGCCUUCACGCCCAAAUAAGGAGUGAAUCCUGCACCCACAGCCCAGCUCUGGCCUUUCCCAGCUCCUUCAGGCUAGCCUGUGUCCCCUGAAAGGAGCAGCCUCUUGCACCUGCUUGCACUCACCGUCAAUAAAAGUCAUGCCAGCUAAUCCGGACUCUAUGUGAAGGGGUGGGAGGAAAAGGCUUGCAAGCCCUAAGACAGAUGUUAGAACCUGGAAUGUGGCUUCAGUUUCAAAAAGAACAGUGUGUCAUUUCUCAGGUUCCCAGUGAAUCUUGGGCUCUGGUGGCACAUAGAAAUACCCUGUUGGCCACUUGUGUCUGGAGCACUUUACUCACAGAGAAGCAUCCAGUGUAGUCUCUUGCUGUCCGUGCUCAGUAAAUGUCAACAGGUGGUUUUCCUCUUAGUUUCUUCUUCCUCUUCCACCUCUUAAUGGGUUUUCCUCUGUUCUCAGCCCUCUUCUCAUUCUGGGUACUCCUCUGUGAACAUUUACUCUCCGGCCUUUCCCAAUAGCCACACACACUGUCCUGAGCUGCAGUUGAAAUAUACCUCAACUCAGUCUGUCCAAAGCAAGCAAUCUACCUUUUAAGUCCAAUUUCAAUUUUAUAGAUAUUUAUUGAGCACUUACUAUGUAUCAUUUGAAAUUGCUCCUCUUGUGUUUUCUUUACCAAGGAAUGGCACCAUUGUCCACACAGAAACCUGGGAGUCCUCCCUGGCUCCUCCAUCUCUCACUCCCCUCCCUCUCGGAAACAGUUAUCCUAUUGCUUUGACCUCUGCAGUCUGACCACUUUUUAAAGACCCAUCGCCUUAUCUUAUUUGAACUGCCAAUCUGAUCCCAUCAUCUUCCUGAUUCAGACCCUUCAGUGGCUUCCCAUCACCUUCAGAAUAAAGUGAGCUCUUGAAUAUUCCUGCAACAUCUUUAACGAUUUGGCUUCUGCCCAUUUUUGUAGCCUCACCGCUUGCCACUUCCCCUCAUUCUACUAUUGAAUUACACUGAGCUGCGUGCUGUCAUUCUCAUCUCUACUCUCCUGCAAAAUCCAGCAAGGGAACCCUGUUCCAGGCCCAGGUGCUUCUCUUCCUUGCCCCCAAAGCACCACCUGUACACCGCAGUACUAACCGCUGACUGUGACUGUUUGCAGUUACUCUCCCCACCCCAUUCCGCUAGACUGCAGCUCCUCUGCUGUUUUGUUAAUGUAUUAAUUUCUGUAUUUCCCACACCACAUACCAUGCCUGGCCCACAGUAGGUCCUCGUGAAGCAAGAGCAUCACAGAAGAAGUGAGAAGUGUGAGGGCAUUAGCUAGGGAUGGGAGCCUGGUCAUCAGCCCAUUCAUUCAGUUACUGUCAUAUGAAAACACUUUGAGGGCCUAAUGUAUUCCAGGCCCUCUCCUAGGCCUUGUGAACACCAAGAUGACAAUGCUGAGGCCUUCCAAGGACUUCAGAGUUUGGGGAGAUACAAACAUGAAUGAUGUAAAUAUGGUGAUUGUUUUACAUAAGUUAUUUUGAGAGGAAAGACAGAAGGGACACAACCUAACCUGAAGGAGGAGAAGUGGGGGGAUGUUUAAGGCAGUGUUCUUGGAAAAGGUAAAUGGUGGGAGGGAAAACAGAAAUGGUGAGUGGCAGGAGAGCUCAGUGGUUAUAGUUUGGCUUCUCAGUUCCUUCAUCUAUUAAAUGGGAUGAUGAGAGCCCCUAUUGGGCUGCUGUGAGGGUUAAGUUACAUAAGUGUCUAGCACAGUGCCUGGACCAGAGCUUGUUUCAUUCAUCCAGUUACUCAACAAAUAUUUGCUGAGCUUGGAGUUUCUGCCAGGCAGUUUUAAGAACUGGGGGUACAGUGGCACAUAAGAAAGACAAGAUCCCUGCCUUUGUGGAUUAUGUAGGGGGAGACCAGCCAUAAACAAGUAUACUUAUGAGACAGAUAAAAACAUGCAAACAUAUGAACUAGAAGGGCUUUCUGGUUAUGGGCUCUGAAGGAAAAAAAGGAGUAAGGGUACAGAUGAUGACGGGGCAGGGGAAUACUUUAGAUGAGGAAGUUGGGGAUUUAAAAUGGGAGCAGACGCGUCAUGAUCUUGGGGUCCUGGGAGUGGCUCAGGGUAGGUCUCCACACUCAGUGGGGAGUCUGCUUCUCCCACCCUUCCCCUCCCCACCUUGUGCGCACGCUCUUUCUCUCAAAUAAAUGAAUAAAAAUGUUUAAAAAAGAAAAUAAAAUGGGAGCAGAAUUGAAUAGUGACUUAAAAUUUUUUUUUCAUGUGGAUCCAGUUAGAAGAGUCUAAGCCCCCACUGGCCACGAUUGGCGGAAAUUCUAUUACCAAUCACUUUAGGGCUCCUCUCCUUCCUUAGAUUGUACAGGUAUACCAGGAGGUUCACACCAUCUCCUUGUUCUCUCAGACCAUGGAUGUCUCUGCUGCUAUUGCUUCUUAUGACCACAGGAUGCCACUGUUGGGGUAUCAGUGUCCUGGUGGAUGUCUCAACAACCCAGAGGUCUGCUUGUCCAGCUGUGUGCCCCUAAAUCAGGGGUCCUUCCAUGAAGGCUGGCUCUGUCAUAGCUCCAUUUCCUCUGGAGAAAUUCAGGGCUCAUCCCUGCAGGCUUUGUAGACUGUAUCAGCUACCUGGCAGCCACUCCUUUCAAGGUUAUGCCAUCACAGAGGGGCUGGUCUGAGGAGGCUCAGUUCUCUAUCCCCAGGGAAAAACAAAUUCUUGUUCUUUUUCCAAAUCCUUGGAAAUAUACACAAUUCCAAUUUCCUCCUUUCAACUCAUAGAUAAAAUUAAGAGCCCAACUGCACAUUUCUUACAUAAGAUGUCUUGAUAGCUCAUUGGGAAGCACAUGAAGGCUCAGAGCCUGGACUCUGACCUCUAGGAACCUAAAAUCUUGGCUCACGUGGGGGCGGGUGUUAUUUUUUAUUCCUUCUUGAUGCUUCUAUAGGAGAAAUAAUAAAAGUUAAAACAAAGCUAGCUUAAUUUCUUAAUAGUUCUCUUUGUUUCAUUACGUGUUCUGUCAUUACCUCUAUUGCUAUGAUUAUUAAUAUUAGAAACUAAAGGGAGUGCAGACUGACCCAGAGUACCCACCUGUCUUCCAGCAUAUGUGGCCCUUAGGUGGCUGCUUUAAGCAGGGGGGAGGCACACUGGUGGAUUACCAAAAUUCAGAGUUUUGUUCUCAGUUCUUCAGACCAGAAGCACAAAUUUAUUAGGCGUUCCAACGUGAUUAGGCUGAGAGAGAGUGAUUGCAAUAACUGACCUCAGAAGUGCUGGAGAAAUCCUGAAGAAAUCCAAAUGCUAAGUGAACUAGCAUAAGCUAGCUGGCUAUUCAGAACAUUUUCCAUUCUGCAGCAUGGGAAGCCAAAGUACGAUCUUAAAGUGUAAGAAAACAGAAUGAUGGAAAUGGGAUGGAGAUAAUCAACAGGAUUACCCAACCUGGUAUGACCAUUUUCUGCUGUGGUACUCCUCCUACAUGGGUAAAAAUAUAUACAUUCCUGGUAGGAAAUUUCUUCUCUUGUUGAGUACUGGAGAUCUUUUUGUCUGUCCUUUAUUGAGAAUUGAAUCACAUAACCGCAGCUUUGAAGGGAACCCAAAAGCCAUCCAAUCCACCUGCAUUUCCAAAACAACAUCCACUGCCAUCUUGCUGCCUAUCCUUAGUUGGCCUGUGCUUGAAAAAGCCAGGUGACAAGGAACUCACUACCUCUCCGGCAACUCUAUUUUGGGGCAACUUUGACUGAUAGGAAACUUAUACUGAGAUCAAAAUCUGUCUUUAUGGUUUUUCCUAUGUGGUGGUUGGCUUCCCUUCAGCAACAUCUGUAAAACAAAAUUUCUUUAUUUCUAUGAUGUGUAUGUCCUUGGAGUCCAACUCCAGCAGGCCACACAAGACUGACUCGUCUAAAACGUCUUCCACACUAUCUUCCUCAGGCCAAACAUUGCCGGCUUAUUCAGCCAUUCCUCGUGAUCUGUUAUCAAAUCCUGGCCAUUCUUUUGUGGAUUGUUUUAGUUUGCUCAUAUGCAUUUUGAAUAGGGAUGUGUCAAGGUACAUGGAAAGAGGCAUGGCUUUCAUAGUCAAAAACAUCUGAGCUUCAUUGCUGGCGAAUGAUAAUUUCCUCUUCCCAGCUCUCUUAGAAGGAUUAAAUAAGAUUUUUUUGUUUACUCAUUCAUUUAUUUUAACUUUGUUGUACUAUGUGAUGGAGAUGGAUGAUAUAUUACAUGGAUAGGGAUGUGAUAGAACUGUAAUAGAACCUUCAUAGAACUUAUAUUAAACUGGCAGUUGUAAUAAAGUUUUAAAUAAAUGCUAUGAUGAGAAAAAUAUAAGGUGCUAUGGAAGCAUACAAAUGGGGCUUCUAACCCAGCAGGGGUGGUGGUAAUUACAGAGGAGGUCUCCUGAGGAGAAAUGAUCUUCCCUCCGGCCUGAUUUCUAUUUAUUUUUUAAAAUUUAUUUAUCUGAGGGAGGGAAGGGGCGGUGGGGGGGAGAGGGUAGAGAGAGAAUAUCAAACAGACUCCCAGCUGAGCAUGGAGCCCAACGUGGGGCUCAGUCUCACAAACCCAUGAUCGUGACCUGAGCUGAAACCGAGUCAGACACUUAACGGACUGGGCCACUCAAGAGCCCCGUAUUAUUUCUUCUUAGGUAAGUUUCUCAAGCGACUUUUUAGAAG
Zalophus californianus (California sea lion) is the source of this 5666-nucleotide messenger RNA. It is a transcript of the gene CAVIN3, whose product is annotated as caveolae associated protein 3. The record is from RefSeq and is a predicted model, not a curated record. The transcript has 2 exons. Gene Ontology annotation, molecular function: protein kinase C binding. Gene Ontology annotation, cellular component: cytoplasm; caveola. Lineage: Eukaryota; Metazoa; Chordata; Mammalia; Carnivora; Otariidae. The coding region runs from base 195 to 980 and encodes 261 amino acids.